This is a messenger RNA of Lycium barbarum (goji berry), 1167 nucleotides long. RefSeq names its product ras-related protein RABE1c-like. The transcript has 8 exons. The coding region runs from base 198 to 848 and encodes 216 amino acids. Gene Ontology annotation, cellular component: plasma membrane. Gene Ontology annotation, biological process: protein secretion; regulation of exocytosis. NCBI's taxonomy places the organism in Eukaryota, Viridiplantae, Streptophyta, Magnoliopsida, Solanales, Solanaceae. Gene Ontology annotation, molecular function: GTP binding; GTPase activity. The record is from RefSeq and is a predicted model, not a curated record.
CCCCAACUCCUUCUCUCAUUAAUUAGAUUCUUUCUGUAGAUUUUUGAUCUGUUUUUCGUUGCUUCUUCAUUAAGUUUUAAUUUUAUGUUAUAAAUCGUUGAUUAAAGAGUGUGUGUGUGUAUAAUUAUUUCAUAUACGAAUUUAUUUGAAGGAAUAUACAUUUUAGGAGGCUUUUGAAUUAAUUGUAUUGUUCAACAAUGGCCGCACCACCGGCAAGAGCUAGAGCGGAUUAUGAUUACCUCAUUAAGCUUCUUUUGAUCGGCGAUAGUGGUGUUGGUAAGAGUUGCCUUCUUUUACGUUUCUCUGAUGGUUCCUUCACCACAAGCUUUAUCACAACUAUUGGAAUUGAUUUUAAAAUUCGGACCAUUGAGCUUGAUGGAAAAAGAAUCAAGCUUCAGAUAUGGGAUACAGCUGGUCAGGAACGGUUUCGGACUAUCACAACUGCUUACUAUCGUGGAGCCAUGGGUAUAUUGUUGGUGUAUGAUGUUACUGAUGAAUCCUCCUUUAACAACAUUAGGAACUGGAUUCGUAACAUUGAGCAGCAUGCCUCAGACAAUGUCAACAAGAUACUUGUAGGAAACAAGGCUGACAUGGAUGAAAGCAAGAGGGCUGUCCCUACCGCAAAGGGUCAAGCACUUGCGGAUGAGUACGGGAUUAAGUUUUUCGAAACUAGUGCAAAGACAAAUCUUAACGUGGAACAAGUUUUCUUCUCAAUAGCGAGAGAUAUAAAGCAAAGACUUGCAGACACAGACUCCAAGGCUGAGCCUUCAACGCUCAAGAUUAAUCAACCAGAUGCAGGAGCUGGAGGUGCUCAAGGUGCGCAGAAAUCAGCUUGCUGUGGUUCAUAAAAAUGGUUUGAAGAUUGCAGAUGCAGUUUCACUUGCUGGGCUUUAAAUCCAUCAAGAAAACAAAAGCAUAAGCUGGAGGCUAUUUCGUUGGCGCUUGUAAUAUCUUUAUUGGUCAUUCUUUGAAGUUUAGCGUGUGAAAGAUAGGGGAUGACUUAUUUCAGAAGACAAAUUUGUUGCUAACACCUUUCCAGUUUCCUUCUCUGCUGGACUUCAUUAGCUCUGAAGGACCUGUGAGGCUGUAACCUAGCUCUUUAUGGAUCUUAUGUGUACGCAAAUACAACUUUUAUGAUUAAUACCUGAAACUUGUUACUUGUGGAAA